GACAUCUUCCCUUCCGUGCUUGAGAGAACAGCGGAGAACUGUUGUUACAGCAUCUUCCAUUCCACUCCUGGCAGCUGGAUCAGAAUGACGCCUCUGUUCCUGCUGCUCACUGGCCUCUCCACCACGGUCACCUUGGUGUCACCCGCGGCCCUAGAUCCUUGUUCCGCUUACAUCAGUCUGAACGAGCCCUGGAGGAACACUGACCACCAGUUCGACGAGUCCCAGAAUCAACCUCUUUGCGACAACCAUAUGAAUGGGGAGUGGUAUCGCUUCACGGGGAUGGCAGGAGAUGCCAUGCCCACCUUCUGCAUACCAGAAAAUCACUGUGGGACCCAUGCUCCUGUCUGGCUCAAUGGCAGCCACCCCCUAGAAGAGGAUGGCAUUGUGCAACGCCAGGCCUGUGCCAGCUUCAAAGGAAACUGCUGUCUGUGGAACGCCACGGUGGAAGUCAAGGCCUGCCCCAGAGGCUACUACGUGUAUCGGCUGGCCAAGCCCACCGUCUGCUUCCACGUCUACUGUGGCCAUUUCUAUGACAUCUGUGAUGAGGAUUGUCAUGGCAACUGCCUGGACACCACCGAGUGCGCAUGCUCUCCGGGAACCUCGCUGGGCCCAGAUGGGCAGACUUGCUUUGACGAAAAUGAAUGUGAGCACAACAACGGUGGCUGCAGCGAGAUCUGUGUGAACCUCAAAAACUCACACCGCUGUGCAUGCGGGGUCGGCCGCGUGCUCAGGAGUGACGGGAAGACUUGCGAAGACAUCGAAGGUUGUCACAACAACAACGGUGGCUGCAGCCAUUCCUGCCUUGGGUCUGAGAAGGGCUAUCAGUGUGAAUGUCCCCGGGGCUUGGUGCUGUCUGAAGAUAAUCACACUUGCCAAGUCCCUGUAUUGUGCAAGUCCAGCGCCAUUGAAGUGAGUGUCCCCCGGGAGCUGGUUGGAGGCCUGGAGCUCUUUCUGACCAACACCUCCUGCCGAGGAGUGUCCAAUGGCACCCACGUCAACAUUGUCUUCUCCCUCAAGACCUGCGGCACCGUGGUUGACGUGGUGAAUGACAAAAUCGUGGCCAGCAACAUUGUGACGGGCCUGCCCAAGCAGACCCCUGGGAGCAGCGGGGACAUCAUCAUUCGGACCAGCAAACUGCUGAUCCCAGUGACCUGUGAGUUCCCACGCCUGUACACCAUCUCAGAAGGAUACGUGCCCAACCUGCGCAAUGCCCCACUGGAAAUCAGGAGCCGGAACCACGGCAUCUUCCCCUUCACACUGGAGAUUUUCAAGGACCACGAGUUCGAGGAACCGUACCGGGAAACUCUGCCCACACUCAAACUUCGAGACUCACUCUACUUUGGCAUCGAGCCCCUGGUGCAUGUGAGCGGCCUGGAGAGCCUGGUAGAGAGCUGCUUUGCCACGCCCACUGCGAAGAUGGAUGAAAUCCUCAAGUACUACCUGAUCCAGGAUGGCUGUGUUUCCGAUGACUCAGUAAAGCAGUACUCAUCCAGGGACCACCUAGCAAAACACUUCCAAGCCCCCGUCUUCAAGUUUGUGGGCAAAGACCACAAGGAGGUAUUUCUACACUGCCGAGUCCUUGUGUGUGGGGUGCUGGAUGAGCGUUCCCGCUGUGCCCAGGGGUGCCACCGGCGAGUGCGUCGUGAGGUGCGUGAGGACGAGGACUCUGCUGGGCUGCAGAGCCAGACACUGACAGGCGGCCCCAUCACCAUUGACUGGGAGGACUAGUUCCUGCUUCCUUGCUUCCAGCCGUCCUCUCCUCUAGAAUGACUUCCUGUGUCCUCAGAGACCAUCAAAGAACCUCCUAAGACAGCUGGCUUCUUUAAAUCAUGUACUGUGAGUUUAGACAACCCCGCCCCAUGAAAGAACCGGCUGGCUGAUUUUGUCCCUGGGUUCGUCCAAGUCACAGCACUGCUGGCCCAUGUGGCCUCGGUGGGCCUCAGCUUCUGGAUUCAAAGAUCUGCAUUUCUCCUCAGGGAAGGACACCUCCCUCAUUUUCUCUGUUCCUUUCUUACAAUGAAAUACCUCGUUUGUGGUGUAACAGGGCCACUAAUGUAAGGAGCUGGGAAUGAUAUUCCAAGUCAAAAACCUAAAAUAAUGAAUGACUAAGAAUAUAACUCAUGAUCUCCUAGAUAUCUAAUAAUUAUGACAUAAAAUCUCAACCCCAGUAUAGAGUAUUUAAAAGGGAUUUGAAAGUCUAUCAAUAAAAUAAUGUGUAAGAGGAAA
Messenger RNA from Mus pahari (shrew mouse), 2226 nucleotides. RefSeq names its product oncoprotein induced transcript 3 (gene Oit3). The transcript has 9 exons. Bases 85 to 1728 code for a protein of 547 amino acids. The record is from RefSeq and is a predicted model, not a curated record. Gene Ontology annotation, molecular function: calcium ion binding. NCBI's taxonomy places the organism in Eukaryota, Metazoa, Chordata, Mammalia, Rodentia, Muridae.